Rhizophagus irregularis DAOM 181602=DAOM 197198 is the source of this 1455-nucleotide messenger RNA. Lineage: Eukaryota; Fungi; Glomeromycota; Glomeromycetes; Glomerales; Glomeraceae. The record is from RefSeq and is a predicted model, not a curated record.
AUGGACUGUCCCGUCCCGUCCCGUCCUCAUCCCUGUCCCGUCCCUAUGACAACACUGCCUGAAGACAAGAAAAUGGACGCUUUCUUGGAUGAGGAGUAUAAGAAAAAAGUUAGUAAUGAGAUUAGGCAGAGAAAUCAAGAAAAGAAACUUUGCUUUAGCACCUCCGGCCAAACCCAAGAGUCCCUUCCAACACAUCCCGAAGAGAAAAUGUCUCAAGAUCUCAACUCAGUCACUCAGCCAUGCAAUAGCACGUCAUCAGAAGAAAAGAUAUGUAGCGAACUGGAUUCAAAGUGUAAGAAGGGGAAGAGUGUGGACAAGCUUAAGCAAGAAUUAUUUGCUUCGGAGUUGUCUUCACAAGAGCCAUCAAUAGAACAAAAUCAUGUGACCGAAAUUUCCGAGACAUUAUGUCCCGGAAAAGUUACCUCUGAUAAAUCUAGUAUUGAUGAGGCCUCACAACAUCUAGCUCAGUUAUGCGAUAAAGUUUUUGAUGCUGAAGAUAAAGCAAAUCGAGCUAAUCAGGAAGAAAUUUUAUGUUGGUACCUCUAUGCGAAAGAUUUCAUAAUUCAGCUCAAUGGAAUCAUAGAAAGUAGUGAAGGUAAAUUCGGUGAAAAGAAAGCAAGAGGCUUACUGUAUGAUUCCAUUACAAAACAGCUUAAUUUGCUUCGUAAACAGAGAUCCCAAGAAACGGGGUUACAGCUUCGAGAUGUAUCACGAGAUAGUUUGCGCAAGAAAACCCAGAGAGCUGAGAAAGUCUAUAAAUUUAUCGAACAAGUGGGCCUAGAUAAAAUCAAGUAUAUCAAAUCUUAUAGUGCAACUUCUAUUUCAGAGCUUACUAAUGAGCAAAUUCAAGAUGUUAUAGAUUAUGGAAUAUCUUCGGAAAAAUUACCUCUGGUAACGGAUCAUGUGACUGAAAUUUCCGAGACAUUAUGUCCCAGAAAAAAUUUGCCUGAAAAUACUCCCGAUCAGAAUAAUGUAUUGGAGGUCUUGUCUCCAAAGGAAUCAACUGCACUUAUUCCAUUAGCCCAUCCCUCUAAUUCUUCUGAUAAUUCCAAGGAAGAGGAGGCGAAUCCUACUAAAGUGAACAUCACCACUUCAGACGAUGAUGACUCCAGUUCUAGCGAUUCUGAAGAAGAGAUGCCGGAUGAUGAUGAAUAUAAUGGUUACGGUGGAUAUAAUGAAUAUGGUGAAUAUGAUAGAGAUAUGAUGCAUAGUAAAACGUCAUCCGCAAUAAUUAACGUCACUGGCUCAUGUGAAUCCGCAGAAUAUGCUAGGCGCAGUAAUACGUUACUGACAUCCGCAAUCGUCAUUUUUGCUGAAGACGCUAAGACAGAGGAUCUAUUAAUAAACCAAUAUUUUUGUUGCUAUGAUGAACUUUCCCCAAAGUUCUGGGAGGAACAUUUGUUAUUAUUAGAUGGGAUCCAGGCCGUUAUAAUUGUUUUAGCUGAAAAAAUAUAA